AUGAACAGUGACUCGGAUUGUCCACAUGAAAAGAGCGGUUCACCAGGUGAACGUAAUGACCAGAAUGAUAGUGGAAAUCAGCUGGAAGAGAACAUCGGUGCUGUGAAGUCCGAGCGUCAUACUGGAUCAUGCAAAUGGUUUAAUGUACUCAAAGGCUUCGGUUUCAUCAUUCUAGAUAAUACACUGGAAGACGUAUUUGUGCACCAGUCGGAGCUGAAAAUGGAAGGUUUUCGUAGUCUGGAGGAGGGAGAGCGUGUAUCGUUCUUCGUGCGCACUCGAAACAGUGGACAGCGAGUGGGCGCACUGGAGGCAUGGCAGGUCGGGCCAGAAGAUGAAAGUAAAUCUCUGAUUGGUAGCAGUAUUCGUCCACUGGGAGCGAAGAAGGAUCGCAUGAUUAGGUUUGUGCCACUACUUUUUAUAAUUUCGCAUGCAUGCGUCGUUUUCUUGUUCAGCAAUCGCGAGGUUUUUAAACAGCAUACAUUUACUUCCAUAGUGAAACACAAUACAAUACAACGCUAG
This is a messenger RNA of Angiostrongylus costaricensis, 519 nucleotides long. The record is from the annotation of a GenBank genome assembly. Lineage: Eukaryota; Metazoa; Nematoda; Chromadorea; Rhabditida; Metastrongylidae.